Molecule: messenger RNA, 4152 nt
Organism: Salvia miltiorrhiza (redroot sage)
Lineage: Eukaryota; Viridiplantae; Streptophyta; Magnoliopsida; Lamiales; Lamiaceae
Exons: 7
Coding region: 403-3783 (1126 amino acids)
Source: RefSeq, a predicted model, not a curated record
CCCCGUCCUUUGGUUUAGUUCUCAUCUGCUCUAAUUCGCAAAUUUCUCCAAAAUCCCCAAAUCGCGCCGCCUCCGGUUUGAAUACCGCCGCCCGUCACCGCUCCUCUGCCGGUGAGCACGCCGCCGCCUGAAACCCGUUGGCCGGCCGUUCCUCCUGCAGCUUCGCCGCCGUCGCCUGCAACCCCUCUGCCGGCCGAACCUCCUCCAGCUUCUCCAUCCGUACGCCACAGUAGCAAUUCCCUCCGCCGCAGCAGCAAUUCUCCUUAUUCCCUAUAAAGCUACUGCUGUCUGUGUGUGUGUAUUCUUUUGAUUUAUGGACUGGAAACCGAUCAACUUAUAGUUGUGCAGCCGUCAGACUUUGUUGCCAUAUUCACUUGAUUUUGCUGAAAGGUAUUUGUUGAAAUGAGUGAAAAUCGUGAGUGGAUGUAUAGACGGUUUUUACCCGACGGAGCUUUCAACCCAGCAUUCGUUAGAGGUCUUCAAGAAUUCAUUGAUUUUGCUAACAGUAGAGAAGAUUUAAUGGAUGGACAUAAAAUUAGAUGUCCGUGCAGAAGAUGUGAUAAUAUAAAAUUUCAUACAUCGCGGAAUGUCCAAUACCAUAUUUCAAAGAAUGGGUUUGUGUUGAAUUAUCACAUUUGGAGGUUUCAUGGUGAAUUAGAAAUGAUGGCAACCGAAUAUAAUCAAUUUGAUGCUGCUGAUGAUGAUGACAAUGAAGAUGAUCAAAGCACAUACCACAAUAUGGUGAUAGACGUUGCUGCUUCACAAGUCAAUAUUGAACAGCCGCCUAAUCCUGAAGCACAACAAUUAUAUGAUAUGUUGAGUGCUGCAGAUAGGGAGUUAUGGCCUGGUUGCAACACUCAUUCACAAUUAUCUUUUGUGGCUCGUCUAAUGUGUUUGAAGGCAGAGGGGAACAUGUCCGAGAGAUGUUUUGACCAAUGGCUUGAAUUGAUAAAAGAAAUCCUUCCCGAACACAAUUUAGCUCCCAAUAACUUCUACAGCACAAAGAAGUUAUUAAGUGGAAUGGGGUUGCCAGUUGAGAAGAUUGACUGUUGCCGUAAUAAUUGCAUGCUUUUCUGGGGAGAGGAUAGCGAGGAUAUUGAGUGUAAGCAUUGCAACGAGCCACGUUACCAACAAAGUGAUACAUCUUCUGCGAGUAGUUCAAGGACUCUAGUAGCAGUAAAGAAAAUGUUCUAUUUUCCUUUAACUCCUCGAUUGCAGAGAUUGUAUGCAUCCAAAGCUACAGCUGCAGAUAUGCGUUGGCACACAUCUUCAGUGGAUGAUGGAAUAAUACGUCAUCCUGCAGACUCGCCUGCUUGGAAGCAUUUGAGUCAAAAGUUUCCAUCUUUUGCCGAAGAGAGUCGAAAUGUCAGAUUAGGAUUAUCGACUGAUGGUUUCCAACCUUUUGGUCAAUCAGGGCAACAAUAUUCUUCAUGGCCCGUGAUUGUUACACCAUACAACUUGCCUCCAUGGAUGUGUAUGAAGGAACAAUAUAUGUUCCUCACAGUGUUAGUUCCCGGGCCGCGCAAUCCUAAGGAAAAAUUAGAUGUUUUUUUGCAGCCUCUUAUAUCUGAGUUGAUACAGUUGUGGAAUGUGGGCGCGCCUACAUACGACGUGUCAAUGAAGCAGAACUUUCAGAUGCGAGCAGCUUUGUUAUGGACAGUUAGUGAUUUUCCGGCCUACUCCAUGUUGUCAGGAUGGAGUACUGCUGGCAGACUUGCUUGUCCACAUUGUAUGACAGAAACUAACUCCUUCACCUUGUCUCAUAGUGCUAAACAAUCAUGGUUCGACAAUCAUCGAAAGUUUUUGCCUAUGAACCAUUCCUUUCGAAGAGAUCGAAAAAACUUUUUGAAAAAUAAAAUUAUUACUACAGUAGCACCUCAAGUGAGAUCGGGGGAAGAAAUAUUGUUUGAUAUAGAUAUGAUGGGAUUCGUCAAAGUAACAGAGGUGAACAGUGAAACAAUCAAUAAAGCAGCUGCUCGUGGUGUUGGCACAGGAUGGAAGAAGCGCAGUAUAUUUUGGGAUUUGCCUUAUUGGAAAUUCCUAUUGAUUCGUCAUAACCUUGAUGUCAUGCACGUGGAGAAGAAUGUCUUUGAUAAUGUGUUCAAUACAGUUUUGAACGUACCAGGAAGGACAAAGGAUACAAGCAAAUCUAGAGAAGAACUAAACACAUAUUGCUCAAGACCAGCACUUGAAAAGAAUGUUGAGACAAACAAGUAUCCAAAAGCUUGUUACAUGCUUGACACUAAAGAGAAGAAAGUAUUGUUUGAAUGGGUCAAAACUUUACGAUUCCCUGAUGGUUAUGUGUCAAAUAUGGGAAGAUGUGUCGACAUGAGCAAACUUAAGAUGUUUGGGAUGAAGAGCCACGAUUGCCAUGUGUUUAUGCAACGUAUUUUGCCAAUUGCCUUUCGUGAAUUGCUUCCGUCACAUGUGUGGAAGGCAAUCAUUGAACUAAGUUUGUUCUUCAAGGAUUUGAGUUCUAGGAACUUGAGAUGUGAAGACGUGUGCCGCCUUAGUGACAACAUUGCUAUCACUUUAUGCAAGCUUGAGCGUAUCUUUCCACCCAGCUUCUUUGAUUCUAUGGAGCAUCUUCCAGUUCAUUUAGCUUUUGAAGCUCAACUUGCAGGGCCAGUUCAAUAUCGAUGGAUGUAUCCAUUUGAAAGAUAUUUGCGCAAGUUGAAAAACAAUGUAAGAAACAAAGCUAUAGUGGAGGGAUCAAUUUGCAAUGCUUACAUAGUGGAAGAAGCUUCUACUUUUUGCUCAUAUUACUUUGAGGAGCAUGUGAGGACGAGGUAUAGGAAUGUGCCUCGUAAUUUGAAUACAAGAGAUGAUGUGAGAUUUGAUGGACAUCCAGAUCGAAUUUCAGUUUUCAAGCAACCUGGGCAAUACUUUGGAAAAAUGACGACGAGAUACUUAGAUGAAAAAGAGUAUCACGCUGCUCGUACUUAUGUUCUACUAAAUUGCAAAGAAGUGACACAAACAUAUCUCAAGUUAUUCGUGGCUGAAUUGCGUGCAUUACACGUCUCAGAAGCUGAUAUUAACCGUCAGAUGGAAAUCCAAUUUUCAGAUUGGUUCCGAUCAUAUGUGUCAAAUCCUGCAAAUCACGUGGUUAAUGAGUUUCUAAUUGCUCUCGCAAAUGGCCCCCUAGUCACGGUGAAGACUUACCCGGGAUUUUAUGUAAAUGGAUAUAAAUUUCACACGAUGAUGCAUGGGACUAAUCGGGCUAGUAUGAACAGUGGUGUAUGCAUAAAAGGUGAAUGUUAUGGUUCAGAUGAGAAUGGUGAACUCGACUAUUAUGGGCGUUUGCUGGAGGUAUGCGAGCUUGAGUAUAUGGGUCUACCACUGAAGACGACCACACUCUUUAAGUGUGAAUGGUUUGAUCCAUCACCACGUGGGACAUCAGUGCAUCCUCAAUUCAAAUUGGUUUCAAUAAAUCAUACACGUAGAUAUGGUGGUUAUGAACCAUUUGUGCUAGCUGACCAAGCUAUUCAAGUAUAUUAUUGUACAUACCCAAGUUUGAGAAGUGAUAGGAAGGAUUGGUGGGAAGUUUGUAAGAUUAAAGCUAGGUCGAAAGUUGAAGUUCCAAAUGCAGUGGAAGAGACUGUAGUGAACCAACCUUUUCAAGAAGAUGACUUAAUGACUCCAGCAAACCCUGACAUAGAUGAUGACACCACAAUAGUGCAUCCUCGUGGUGGUUUGAUAGAUAUUGAUGAUGCCGAUGAGGAAGACGAAGAAGACACAUAUUUGACUGAUGAAGAAGAUAGAAACUUGGAUGAUAGUUUUUAGUGUCAGAUGGCUAGAGGAAGCAGUGACACGCACAGUGGUAGACGAGGGCACGGUGAUGGUAGAGGGCGAUCAUCAUCCUCAGGGGCAUCAUCACAGGCGUCUGAUGGGGGCAUUCGUGAUUCAGUUGCCCAGAUACAGUUGGCUGGAGGCAGUGGAUCCGCUCCGACAUCAUCAGAAGAUACCGUGCCCAGCAGCCACUCGAGCACAGGGCGGAUUAUGUUGACCAUUACACCUCAGGGUAAGAUCUACCCAUACGACUACGUGGCCAAAGCGUGUACUCGUAUUUUCAGGCAAGUUAGGAACCCUAAUGGCUUUAACUGGAAGGCGACACAUGAUGAUGUGAAGAAUUUAUAUUUUAUGGAAUUCAAG